UUAAAGUUAAGCCUUUCACCUUUCACUAUUUCACUGCAUUGCACACAUGCAUGGCUGGGUUUUUAUUAUUGCAUUGCAUUGCAUUAAAAUAUUUUGGGUGUCGUAUGAAAAUGUAUCGCUGACGUACAGGAUCAUGUGAGUUUUUUUUUUUCUUUUUUUUUUUUCGUCCCAGAUCUCCCAGUGCAAUGCACGGCCACUUUCUCUCUCCUCUCUCCAGUCUUGUCUUUAGGUUUUCUCCCAGCAAUCUUGAAGGAUUUGACCACCAAAUGUGCUUAUAGGUGCUGAUUGUGGGGGCUCUAAGGGGAAGGAAAGAAGGAAAGAAAGAAAAAAGAAAAGAAGAGAAGAAGAAGAAGAAGAAGAAGCGACAAAUCUUUCCAUAAAGAUUCAAACUGAGUCGUUUUUCCGGGUGUCAGGAAAAAGAGAGGAUGCUAAGGGAACGACUUGCUACUGUUCAUUAGCUGCUGUAAUAUUCCAGAGAGCUGCAGGACCAGUGACGGAGACAGAGAGGGAGAGAGAGACAGACUUGGUGGCGUAGUGAAGGAGACGGACAUCAGUGGACACGGAAAGAGGAAAGAGCGUGAAGCAGGAGCGCUUCAGGAGGCCUUCUCCUAGGGGAAACCCUGGCAGUCGCAGAAGUUCUGUAAGUUGUUGGUGAUGACGUCAUAUGAAGCUCUGCACUGGAGCUGAUGUUUCCGAUCAGCGGGGGACUCCGGAGCCAAGGCUGGGCGACUCCGGAGCGGACUGAGGAACUGCAGAGACCCGCUCCUGUAUCGGGAAUCCACUCUGAUCACCUCGAUCCCUUCCUCCCUACCUUUGCAACCCCUGCAAACUCCUCUGUCAGGCUUGCCCCUGAACCAUAUCAGUGCAGUUACCAUGUCCAGCCGAAGGAAGUCCUUCACUCCAUGCAUGGUCUCUGUUAGUGAUGUGGAAAUGGGUGGCCCUAUGGAAAUGGAUAUAUUGGAUGACGAAUUGGUAGAGGACAGACCAUCCUCUCAGCAGCCUUCAUUAGAUGUGUAUCAAGAAUCUAGGCAGUGUGUGGCUAUGGGGGAUGAGGAGGGUUAUGUGGAAGGGACAGGAGAGAAGAUGGAAGAGAAGUCCUCCAUCCCACAGAAACAACAGAGUAGGGGCUACCAGUGUAAGUACUGCUCCUUCUCUACCCAGAAUCUCAGCGACUUCAAAGAACAUGUGUACUCCACGCACCCCAACGUCAUUCUGAACCCUCUGUACCUGUGUGCUGUCUGCAACUUCAGCACCAAGAAGUUUGACUCCCUCACAGAACACAAUGAAACAGAGCAUCCAGGUGAGAGCAAUUUCAAGUUCAAGCGGCUCAAACUUGACAAUCAGACCGUCCUAGAGCAAACCAUUGAGAAUGAGGAUGACUCAAACUCUCCAGAAUCUAAGCUUAUGCAAGAUGAUGAUGAUGAUGAUGCCUUUGAAUUUUUACCCUCAUGCCCAUCAACCAUGCAGAAUGUUGAAAAUAUAAUCUUUAAUAAUAGAAAUGAGGUAGAGAGUAAUUUAGAUCAUCUGCUGUUAAAGGAUCAGAUCACUGCAGUGAAUGUAAACGGAACAAUCAUCAUCCCUGAGCCCAUGAUGCUAGAGGGGCUCUCCCAUGUUAUGCCUCUUCUGCAGCGUCCCCCAAACCUGAGCUCCAUUCCAACAAUUGCUGUUCCUCUGAACACAAGCAAGUACAAUCCAUUACUGGACACCAACACUACACUCAUUACAUCCUUCAACAAAUUCCCCUAUCCAACUCAUGCAGAACUCUCCUGGCUCACUGCUGCUUCCAAGCACCCUGAAGAGCAGAUCAAGGUGUGGUUUACCACCCAGCGGCUCAAACAGGGCAUCACCUGGUCACCAGAAGAAGUGGAAGAAGCCCGUAAGAAGAUGUUCAAUGGCUGCAUGCCUCCUGCUCACCACACAUUCACCGUUUUGCCUACGCCUGUGAGCGAACCAGUUGCCACCAGCCAGUCUGUUGCACCAGCAGUGUCCUGCCAUGUUACUGGACAGUCGACUCUGUCACCUGCUACCACUGCAAAUGGAACUUCUGCUGCCUGUGCGACUGUCACUGUGACAACAGUUACUAAUAUGCAUAAUCUCAAGCGCCCUUUGGGACUAUCAGCGGUGGCCCAGGAUGUAAAGCGCCCCAUGAUUCCCACAGAUGAACACAAAGAAAAGUUACGUAUGGCACCUCCACCGGUCCCACCCCUAGAGAGACUAUCCAUGGCUCCUCCUCCUGUACCCCCAGACAGUAAGAGAUCCAUGCUUCCACCUUUGAUUACAACAGAUAUGAAACGACCUGUUGUUGUCCCUUAUGCUUUGCACAAGGGGAAAAUGCCAAUGGUAUUUCCGCUGGCACCCCCUAAAGAUAAGGUACCCAUGGCCCCCCCUCCCCUGUUACCCAGAGAUAGAGUAUCUAUGGUUCCCCUAGUCUCAACUGAUCUAAAGAGGUCGACAGUUCCCCAGCAAAUCAGAAAUCAAGCUCCUGCCUUUUCUGUAAUUUAUAAAGACAAACUGUCACCUUUACCUACUGAUAUAAGCUUACCCUUGGUGCCCCCAUUGGUGACUUCUCAAGUGAAGAGACCACCAAUCAUUCAGACUGCACGGGCCCCACCUGUUGCCCCAAACUUGAUCCCCACUUUCUCUCUGGAGAGUAAACCACUAGAGCUGUCAGUGGAGCAAAAGCCCACAAGCUCAGAGAGUCGACCCACAGAGAGUCAGAAUGGUAAUAAUAGAGUCCCCUGUGGGGAUGGUAAAAAAUGGUUUUCUGAUCAGAGUGCACUGGCCCAUAAUGGUUUACGGCACUUAAAUAAUAAUUUUGCUCCAAAGGAGCGUCCAAAAACAGUCCCAACCCAGUUCCCUCUCCUGGAAAGACUGAAGGGGAAAACUGCUGAGCAGCUAAAAGUUUUAGAAGAGAGUUUUCAGAGGAAUAGUUUCCCAUCACACAAUGAGGUUGACCACAUUGCAAUCACCACAAGACUCUCCAGAGAGGAGAUUGACAGCUGGUUCUCAGAAAGAAGAGCCCUUCGAGACAACUUAGAAAAAGCCCUCCUAAAUUCCAUGGGAUCCAAGAGGACUGACAUUGCAGAGAGAAGAUCACUUUCACAGCACCAGCAUGCUUUGCUUAAUGGAGUUUACAAACAAAGUGGGCUACCCAUAUGCCCUCUCCCUCCUAUCAUUGCCCCCACCUCAUCAUCUGUGCCUAUGGAUAGGAAGUCCCUCAACCUUCUUAAAGAUGUCUUUGUCCAAACACGGUGGCCUUCACCUGAAGAAUAUAGUUAUCUGGAGGCACAGACAGGUUUGGCUCGUACCGACAUUGUCAGAUGGUUUAAAGACAGCCGUCUGGCUCUGCGCAGUGGAACUGUCGAGUGGAAAGAGCUAUUCCACAAGCUAAGUGGCAGCGAGUCGAACGGCCGGCUGAUCUCAGAUCAGCCCUUGAAUGUCAUUCUGCCAAGUCAGGAACGGAAGACGCCUACAGCGGAGUGCACCAAACUAAGCAGCCAAGAGAUCAAAGAGUGGUUCAACAACUCACUCGGCCAGCGUGGGUCCGAAGUGGGGAGGAACGGAGGUCAGAAUGGAGGCAGCGGGGAGAAGUGUGGAGGGUGGGUGGAAGAGGCAGUGGGGACUAAGAUGGCAUCGCGAGAGCUGGUCUCAGACACGGAUUAGGGCACAAGAACGAGAUGGGCAGAAGAAGAGGGUAGGAACUGCUGCCGCUGUCAUUUUGCACAGUAAUGGAUGAAAAGAAAAGAAGAAGAACAAGAGAGGUCUACUCUGAGAUGUAUUUUUGGAACCAAUGAUUUUUUUCUUGCCCUUUUCCACUGCACCAGCUAGCAAACGGCACCAGACGGGAGCAGAAGGAUCCUGGUCACAGCGCAGAGUCCUGAUCUGCAGCGGUGAUUCUGAAACACGACUUGGUGCUUCAUGUGGUUUGAAGCAGUGAGGGACAGGAUGAAUGCAUGGAGGAGAUCAAGACCAUCGAGUGCCAAAGCUGGAUUUGCUGCAUAACUACACUUUAAAGAAAAAGGUUCUUGUAAAUAUUUUUUUUUCUUUCUGUACUGCUACAGAUUUGUACAAUUUUGCCAGAAACUUUUUGUUACAUUUUAUAAUGGGAGCGAGGGGCUCCCAGAUUUUGCUCUAGCUGGUCUUUUCAGUGGACAUGUCCUACAUUUUAUUUUUUUUUAUUUUUUUGGGUUUUUUUUUUUUUUUUUUGUAACAACACCAUGCACCACUACAGGCAUUGGCAAUAUAUCAAACGGACGUUCAUUACAGUUUGUCUUUGGAGGGACUUCUUCAAAUCAGUGCAUUUACUGACUGUUUCAAGGUGCUGUUAAACUUUCUGGAUAUUACAUGCCGUCGCUUUUGCUAUAUUUACAGUUCUUACAGCGUGAUAUUUUGCAAACAACAGUUUAAAAAAAAAAAAGGAAAAAAAAAAAAAAGAAGGAAAAAUCACUUUGCUGUUAAACACCAAUGGACAAAUCUGCAAAUCUGUUUUGUCCUGUACAGGAAUAAAACACUCUCAAUCGCCAGCGUUUAUAUGCGAUAGUUCAAUUCCAACUGUAGAAACAAUUAACCCGGUACCAGAUACACGUUCCAUAUUUACUGCUUCUGUAAUGUCAGCGUCACAUAUAUUAGAAAUACUGUACUUAUACCAAGGUCCUGCUUACUACUCUCCAAAAGACAGAUGUUGUCUGCUGUAAUCCAAUAAAACACAGCCUACCUAAAAAGUUUGGUUUGCAGAAGUUGUACCUCUUUGAACCGAAUGCUCUGUAUUCAAUAAGACAUCCUCAAGGUUCUUAAGAACAGUUUCCUAACUCCUGAGACAACCGAUCUUAAAUCCUCGAUCCGUUUUUAAGGACAUCACACGCUAGGUGAGGUGUAUUGGGAGUUAGGAAACCAUGGAACUGUACAGAGCUGUGGGUUCCCAGGACUGGAGGAGGAUUGAGAAACCCUUGAUCUAAUUUUGUUGAUUAAUUGUGUUUUGCAUCAUCCGGACCAGGGGUCAUCAACUGGUGGACCUCAAUCUGGAUGUGAACCCAGACAAGUAUUUCAGUGGACCGAAUCAAGUACUGCAGCAGAGCUGAUAAAGAUUUAAAAACUACCUGCAGUUCAGUGAUUCUGGUUUUCUAAGCAUGAACCAUCACCGGUUUCUGUAGCAGAUCCUCUCUUGUGGUUUAUCCAAUAACUUACAUUUAUGUGAAUUAUUUAGCUGACGACAGCUCAUCGGACCAGAGACUAGCUACAGGGCUAGAGACUUUAGCUCAGGAAGGCAGAGUUUUCAUAGACUUGUGGAGAUUUCUCCAUCAUAUUUACCUUCCGUGGUCUGAUUAAGGAACUGUUCAAUUGUUUAAGUUAACUUCAAUUAAUUAACUUAAGUUUAAGUUAAUACUGUUAAGUUCACAAUGAAAACAGAAUGUUUAAAAAGGACCGGAAAAAAAAAAAAAAAGAACGUACGUGUUUAUUUUCUCCACAUGAAAUUUAAGAUGCAAGUCUCUCAUGGCGCUUGUGUCUCUCAUGACACAACCACUUUAAAUGAUCUCAUUUAUAGCCAUAAGCAUAAAAGGUUAGUCAGGUUAGCUGCUUACAGAGACCAUUUUGUAAGCGAGGGAUUUUUACGUAGCUGAACCUUUUAUCAGUUUUACAUACACCUGCCGAUAAGGUUCGGUUUUGAGGUUUCUUGCGAUUUUAAGUGCGUCUUAAAAUUAGCGCACGAAUGACAUUUACGGUAUAAUAAUGCGGUGUUUCUGAUCUGCACUCUGGCUUGUUUCUGGUCUGCAUGGGUGACUGUGUGGAUUGUGUAACCUCCAGAGACACUGCUGGCACUGGAUGAGCUUUUUCUUAUCCACUCUGAGCCUUCACUUUCAACUGUUACAUUAUAUAUGUAUUACAGAUUAUCGUUUUUAAUUCUUUUUAAAAACAAAUUAACAACAAAUCAUCCCUCACUCUUGUCAGCAGGUGUUGACGUCAUGAGAAAACUUGUUUAUAGCUAUGGUUGUGACAUGCCUCCUGAGUAUUUCACUGGAAACUGGAGAAAAAAAAUCAUAAUAAUUAAAAGACAAGAGUGCUUGGCAGACAUUAAGCUUGGCACAAGAGUAAAAAUUGAUUUUGAAUGUCAAAUUCCUGUAGAGUUCUCGACUUGGCCUAAAAAAAAAAAGCAGCCCUUGAAUAUCCUAGUGGUACAAGAGGGGUUAUAGGGCCAGAAUACAGAAAUCAAACAGUGAGAGGAAAAAUUUUUGCAGAUUUACGGUGUGGUACAGAGAGUAACAGUGCAGUCGGUGCCAGAAUCCCGGCUUAUCCAGCGUGCAUUGCUUAAUGCUUUAUGGAAGAGUCAGUCCCUGUUUCGCAGUGCUCGCUCUCUGCAUGCUGGAAGGAUUUUUUUUUGGGAAGCACUCCACAAUCUUCUUUAUCAGAAUGAUCAGAGAACUCAAUGAAACAAUAGCUCAGUGUCCUCCAUCUGCUUUGGUGUGUGUGUGUGUGUGUGUGUGUGUGUGUGUGUGUGUGUGUGUGUGUGUGUGUGCAUGCACAUGCACACACACACACACACACACACGAGAGCAAGAGAAAGAAUUCCUGCCCCCACACAGACCUUCACACAGAUUAAUCCACUACAGUUUCUUACUCAAAACACGCUCAAAAGACAUCGGUAUCCGUCUCUUGUCUGUAAAUGUGAUCCUAAUUAAAGUGUUAUUGAAUUCAUACGUACUGUUCUCUUUCGCCCAAGGUCCCAAAUAAUGGUCAGAUGCGCUGCUUUUAAAAGAGCAUCUGAAUGAAGGAUAAAGUUUUAUAACGUGCCCGUUUUGGCACUGUGCCUGUUACUAAGCUGAUGUUGGACUGAUGAAGGCCUGCCUUUAGAGAACACGUUUAGGCAGGAAGUCCAAUCAAACUACUUUUCUUAUCUACCUACCGGAGGAACACUGUAUCACUGAAUUUCAAAUAACUUGACUCUUUGGAAUUUGGAUCGUCAUGGGCUAAUUACAUCUGCAUUCAUCUCAUUUAUACAACUCAGCAGUUGAGCCUUGGUAAACGAGACCUUUUAAUCUGUAGUCAUGUUGGACGCACGUGAAUCGAAGAGGGCUUCGACUGAACGUGCAUGGUGAUGACGUCACAUGACGCGUCUCGGCCCGCAUCGGCAGUCGUUUUGAAACGUUUACCUUGCGUUCGUUUCAGAAUUCGCGAAAUCCUAGAGGGACUGGUUUAUUAACAGUCGUAAAUAUUUAUUUAAAUGUUAAAUCAACAUCACCUUACAGAAACUUUCACCAUAUCGAUGAUUAUACAUUUUCCUUUAUUUUUAAAAAAAUAACAACAGGUUUUAAUCAGAUUAUUAUUAAUAUCCGACCAUACAAUUCCCUGUGAAUGAGCCGUUGGUACAGAAACAAUAAAAGUAUUAGUACAAAGUAUUAGUAUUAGUAUCUAAAGUAUUAGAACAAACAACUGUAAGAGCUGCUGUUAUAGAAAACUAAUCACCACCUUCUGAGGGAUCAGAAUUGAGAAUGCAACAGAGAUGUGGUGUAAAACAUAGCAACACAUCUAGUGUUAAUCGUAUG
Messenger RNA from Ictalurus furcatus (blue catfish), 7538 nucleotides. RefSeq names its product zinc fingers and homeoboxes protein 2-like. Gene Ontology annotation, molecular function: DNA binding; DNA-binding transcription factor activity, RNA polymerase II-specific. Gene Ontology annotation, biological process: regulation of transcription by RNA polymerase II. Gene Ontology annotation, cellular component: nucleus. The transcript has 5 exons. The coding region runs from base 874 to 3663 and encodes 929 amino acids. Lineage: Eukaryota; Metazoa; Chordata; Actinopteri; Siluriformes; Ictaluridae. The record is from RefSeq and is a predicted model, not a curated record.